UUAAAGGUUUGACUGAUUGCUGAGAGGAAAUUGGCCCCUAAAGAAAGCAAAUUUCACAAAAACAAAAACAAACCCAAAACCUGAAAUCCCAAUAUUCGCCCACCCAUUUGCAACGAUCACCUUGAAAAUCACAUAUCCAUGGAGUUUAAUUGCUCAUCUCCUACCACCAUCCCUGUGGUUUCAACUUUUGCAUCUCCCUUUGACACUUCUGCCGCUGUCAAUGGCUCAGACUCCACGUCAACCAGGAAGCCCAUCAGCCUAUGGCCAGGAAUGUACCAUUCACCAGUAACCAAUGCUUUAUGGGAAGCCAAGUCCCAAAUCUUUGAGAGACUCCUUGACCCACCAAAAGAUGCACCCCCACAGAGCGAGUUGCUCACCAAAACCCCUUCUCAAAGCAGGACCAGCAUCCUUUAUAAUUUAUCAUCAGACUACAUUUUGAGAGAACAGUACAGGGAUCCCUGGAAUGAAGUUAGAAUUGGGAAGUUGCUUGAAGACCUUGAUGCUUUAGCUGGGACUAUCUCUGUCAAGCAUUGUUCAGAUGAUGAUAGCACAACAAGGCCUCUUUUGCUGGUAACAGCUUCUGUUGACAAGAUUGUUUUGAAGAAGCCUAUUAGUGUUGAUAUUGAUCUCAAAAUAGUUGGUUCUGUCAUAUGGGUUGGGAGGUCAUCAAUUGAGAUUCAACUAGAAGUCAUUCAGUCCACGAAAGAAAACUCGGAUGUUUCGGACUCUGUAGCUCUAACAGCCAACUUCAUCUUUGUGGCCCGUGACUCUAAGACUGGGAAAGCUGCUCCUGUUAACCGGCUUUCACCAGAAACUGAACGUGAGAAGUUUCUAUUUGAAGAAGCUGAAGCUAGAAGCAAAUUAAGAAAAAGAAAAAGAGUAGAUAGAAGAGAAUUUGAACAUGGGGAGAUAAAUAGACUGGAAGCACUCUUGGCUGAGGGCCGAAUCUUCUGUGAUAUGCCAGCCUUAGCUGAUAGAGACAGCAUUCUUUUAAAGGAUACCCAUCUUGAAAAUGCCCUGAUCUGCCAACCACAGCAGCGCAACAUUCAUGGUCGAAUUUUUGGAGGUUUUUUAAUGCAUCGAGCUUUUGAGUUAGCUUUCUCAACAGCUUAUGCAUUUGCUGGACUAGUACCUUGCUUUUUGGAAGUUGAUCAUGUUGAUUUCUUAAGGCCUGUUGACGUAGGGGAUUUCCUUCGUCUAAAAUCAUGUGUUCUGUACACGGAACUUGAGAACCCUGAUCAACCACUAAUUAAUGUUGAAGUUGUUGCUCAUGUUACAAGGCCGGAGAUCAGAACAAGUGAGGUAUCGAAUACAUUUUAUUUCACAUUCUCCGUACGGCCAGAGGCAAAGGCCACCAAGAAUGGAUUUAAGAUUCGAAAUGUAGUUCCUGCUACAGAGGAAGAAGCACGUCGAAUUUUAGAGCGCAUGGAUGCGGAGAUGCUGACACGGAAAAGCCAGUGAAGCGGGGGCUGAUCAACACAUUUCUUACAUCACCAGUUGAUGCUAUUUUAGUAUAAAUGUGGUGAUAAUUGGACGUAGUUAUAAAGCAUAAAUCAACCUGAUUAGCGUUUGGGAUCAUGUUAUUAUAAUACAUGACGAAACAGUGAUGCUACUUAGGUGAACUUCAGUUCAGAGUUGAAUCACAUAUUCGAACAAUCGUUUCAUUUUCA
Molecule: messenger RNA, 1670 nt
Organism: Gossypium raimondii (Peruvian cotton)
Lineage: Eukaryota; Viridiplantae; Streptophyta; Magnoliopsida; Malvales; Malvaceae
Product: acyl-coenzyme A thioesterase 2, chloroplastic
Exons: 5
Coding region: 139-1461 (440 amino acids)
Biological process (GO): acyl-CoA metabolic process
Molecular function (GO): fatty acyl-CoA hydrolase activity
Source: RefSeq, a predicted model, not a curated record